Messenger RNA from Lingula anatina, 1239 nucleotides. RefSeq lists its product as uncharacterized. Gene Ontology annotation, cellular component: cytoplasmic vesicle membrane. The record is from RefSeq and is a predicted model, not a curated record. NCBI's taxonomy places the organism in Eukaryota, Metazoa, Brachiopoda, Lingulata, Lingulida, Lingulidae.
UACGUGGAACGCAACGGAAAAAAUCAAUAUCGACUGUUAUACCUUCGUAUGGUACUAAACACCUCACCGCUCGACGAGAAAAAUUCCAAUUCCGCCCAAAAUGGCGGCGUGGUCAACGCAACGAGAUUUUUCGUCGAGAUUUCCAAAUGUCAGUCGCCUGGGGUUGGGUGUUUCCGUACUGUUUGCUCUAAUACAGAUCGCUGAGGCGUACACUUACUGCAGAAACAGUUAUUCGUACACAUAUUACUCGUGCUCCGACUACGAGUACUGCUGCCAGUCUAACAAGUGCUGCAACAGUUCUGCACUGACCCUUUCCAUAUACCAGCUUUGGUAUUUCUGGUUUUGCCUGAUCCUGUUUAUCGUCCUCUGUUCCGGUGGAAUAUUUGGGUGGUAUAGAAAACGGUACCUGCGACGCCACACUGUCGUCACGAACGUCACGGCAACGGGGACUACGGUUGUUACAGCUCCAGACCACACGAUCGCAACUUUGAGAACCGGACAGCCAAUGUAUCCCGCUACGGUCAUGGCCCCGCCUUCUUACACCAUGGCGACAAGCUAUCCAGCUCCGCCCACUAUAGACCCCGCCCACCCAGCCUACCCACCGCCUGCGUACACCGACCCUGCUUACCCGCCUCCGCCAAGCUGUGGCCCAGGUUUACCGGCGAUGCAGAGGCAUAGUGAUCCUUACCCACGGGCAUCGCCCAGGAUGAGCGGCGGGCAGCAAAUGCACUCUUUGGGUCCGCCCAUUUUGCCGCCAGUCCAGCGACAGGCUGUUCAUCAAACCAUAGCCCCGCCCCUUCAUAAUGGGGUGUACAAUUUCGCCGUCAUUUAUCCACAUGUUCCGCAGAAGGACAUUAGAAAAGGAAAUAAAAACCAAUUAACUAAGGUAGCACAAAGAGACGUGACGUCAUCAGACAUGCAUGCACGCCCUGUGCAGACGAUAUUAUGGUUCUCCCUAACACUCACUCCCCAUCAGUGGAGACGCCACGAGUAUGUUGAUGAUCUAGCUUGGUUUUCAGCAAUUACUGAAACUCGGGGCUCAAAAAGCUGUUCACUUGGUUCCAAUCUUAAAAAUAACACUACCAUGCUACACCUUUUGUGCCUCUGUCAAAAGCCUUAUUUUUUCAGGGUUUAGAUAUGUUAUUGAUGGAAAAUUAUAUUCGAAGAAGUGUGCUUAGACGCGUGAAUAUGUUGUAACGCAGUAUUUGGUUUCAGUACGCACACUGUACUGAGAUAAGA